AUGCCUGCCGCAGCGGAUUACAAGAUUUCAUUCGAUAAAUUUCAUAACAUUAUCAAUAAUGAGUUAACCACCACUGCUACGACGAGACACACCGUAAACCCGAGUACUGAAGACGUUCUCUGGGAGGCUCCUGUGUCGACUCAGGCGGAUGUUGAUCGUGCUGUCGCCGCAGGAAAGGCUGCUUUUCCUGCGUGGAGUAAGCUCUCCCAGGAUGAGCGUGCCGACUAUUUAGACAAGUUUGCCGAUGCCAUCGAGGCAAACACGCAGGAUUUCAUAGAGCUUCUUGGUAAAGAAGUGGGAAAACCACCGCAGGCUGGAGCGUUCGAGUUGCACCUUUGCAUGGGGCUUGCUCGCGGGAUCCCUCAACUCCGCCUAAAGGAAGAGAAGAAAAUCGACGACGCCGACCGUACAGCUAUUGUGCGCUAUGUCCCUCUCGGCGUUGGAGUUGGUAUAGUGCCGUGGAACUUUCCCCUCACCCUUGGGGUUGGCAAGCUGUUCCCCGCUCUUCUCGCUGGUAAUACAUUCAUCUGGAAGUCAUCACCUUAUUCGCCCUACUCGUCACUUAAGCUCGCCGAAUUGGGAACGAAGAUCUUCCCUCCUGGUGUCUUCCAAGCUCUUAGUGGUGAAGAGGACUUGGGCCCUCUACUGACUGCUCACCCCGAUGUGGCCAAGAUCAGUUUCACGGGUUCUGUCGCAACUGGUAAGAAGAUCCAAGCGUCUGCGGCAAGUACUUUAAAGCGUGUGACGCUUGAGCUUGGCGGCAACGACGCCGCGGUGAUCUGCGACGAUGUUGAUAUUGAUUCGGUCGUUCCCAAAGUCACGUUCCUUACUUUCGUCCACAAUGGCCAGAUUUGUAUGAAUAUCAAGCGUAUCUACGUGCACGAAAACAUCUAUGAUAGGUUCCUCGCCGCCAUGGUAGCCACAACUAAGCUAUUCAAGACAGGUGAUCAUACUGAUCCUGAGGCGUUCUUCGGUCCUGUGCAGAACCGUAUGCAGUACGAGAAACUUCAGGAUUUCUACUCGCAGAUCGGCAAGGAGGGGUGGAAGACAGCAUUAGGCGGCGAGCUGGGGCCCAAAGAAGGUAAAGGCUUCUUUAUGCCGGCGACGAUCAUCGAUAAUCCUCCCGAGGAUUCAAGCAUUGUGCAAGACGAACCAUUCGGUCCUAUUGUCCCUGUACUCAAGUGGAGGGACGAGGACGACGUGGUUAGCCGUGUGAACGCGUCGAAAGUAGGUCUUGGUGCCUCGGUUUGGAGUAAGGACGUACCUCGUGCCCAGCGCAUUGCGGAGCAGCUUCAAGCCGGUAGUAUUUGGGUCAACACUCACUUCGAACUCGCGCCCAAUGUGCCAUUUGGUGGCCAUAAAGAAAGCGGUAUUGGCAUGGAGUGGGGUGAGAUUGGUCUCCAGGCUUGGGCUAAUCCUCAAGCUUAUUGGGUAAAACAUUCCGCGUAA
This is a messenger RNA of Truncatella angustata, 1449 nucleotides long. RefSeq names its product Aldehyde/histidinol dehydrogenase. The transcript has 4 exons. Gene Ontology annotation, molecular function: aldehyde dehydrogenase (NAD+) activity. The record is from RefSeq and is a predicted model, not a curated record. Lineage: Eukaryota; Fungi; Ascomycota; Sordariomycetes; Amphisphaeriales; Sporocadaceae. The coding region runs from base 1 to 1449 and encodes 482 amino acids.